AUGAGCGCAUCAGUCGAAGUUAUCUUUGAUAAUAAUGAUGAACAAAUGUCAUUACCUACUGGAGUUAAACCUAAACCUAACAAUGAAGUAUCUAUAAGAAGAACCAUUGGGUUGAAAAAAGAUGAUUAUCAAAUUAAUGAUAGAAAUAUUACUAGAGGAGAUAUGAUUCGAAUGUUGGAAAGCGUUGGAUUUUCCAUGAGUAAUCCAUAUAACAUUGUACCUCAAGGUAAAAUAAUUGCCUUGACUAAUGCCAAGGAUAAAGAAAGAUUAUUAUUAUUAGAGGAAGUUGUUGGUGCUAAAUCAUUUGAAAAUAAACUUCAAGCAUCAUUAUUAAAGAUGGAUGAAACAGAACAAAAAAGAUUUCAAAUUAAUAAAGAGAUGAAAGAAUUGGAAAAUAAAUUGAAUGAGAUGGAACAAGAGAAAAUUGAAUUGGAGAAAUAUAAUAAUUUGGAGAAAAAUAAAAAAGUUAUACAAUUCAAUCUUUAUGAUCGAGAAUUGAAUGAUAUUAUAAACCAAAUUGAAAAAUUAGAUAUUGAAUAUAAUUCUAUUUUAAUAUCAAGUGAAAAAUAUUUGCAAGAAUUAGAUAAAAGAGAAUUAAUUAUUGAACAAUUGAAAAUGAAAUUAAAUCAUAUUGAAGAUGAAUUAAAGAUUAAAAAUCAAAGUGAAUUUGAAGAAUUGAAUAAUACAAAGGAUGCAAUUUCACAAAAAAUUACUAAUUAUCAAAUUAAAAUUAAAGAAUUUGAAAAUAAAAUUAAAACAAAUAAAAGUCAAUUAAAAAUUAAUAAUCAAAAUUUAAAAUUAUUAGAUGAAUUGAUUAAUGAAAAACAAUUAGAAUUGAAUGAGAUUAAACCUCAAUAUGAAGAAUUGAACAAUGUUAAUCAAGAUUUAAAAUUUGAAAUUAAUAAAUUAAAAGAUCAAGAAAAAAUUUUAAUUAUUAAAAAUAAUAAAUAUUCACAAUUUGCCAAUAUUGAAGAACGAAAUGAAUGGAUUCAAGAAGAAAUUAACAAUUUGAAUUUGAAUUUAACCACAUUAAAUAAUACAUGUAAGGGCUUAGAGGAUGAAGAAAUGGAUUUGACAAGAGAAUUUGAUGAAAUCAAUCAAAAAAUCCAAGAUUUAAAUACAAGUAUUAAUGAAUCGACAAUCACCAUUGAUGAGAUUGAACAUGAAAUAAAAGAUUUGAAUGAAAUGUAUACCAAGGAAAUUGAUAAGAGGAAAGAAUUAUGGAGAGAAGAAAAUAAAUUGGAUACAGUAUUAGAAACUAAUCUUGAUUCAAUUAAUCGAAUUGAAAGAUCAAUUAAUGAAAACAUUGAUUAUAGUUUAUCUCAAGGUAUAAGUAAUGUUAAAGAAAUUGUUAAUAAAUUAAAUAUCCCAGAGACAAGUAUAUAUGGUACAUUGGGAGAAUUAAUUAAAGUAUCUGAAAAAUAUAAAAGAUGUGUUGAGAUUAUUGCUGGAAAUUCAUUAUUUAAUAUUAUUGUGGAUACAGAUGAAACUGCGAGUCAAAUUAUGAAUGAAUUAAUUCGAAUGCAAAAUGGUAGAGUUACAUUUAUUCCAUUGAAUCGAAUUGAAAAUGGGGUGAAUAUAAAUUAUCCAUCCAAUGAAGAAUCUAAUUGUACUGCAUUAAUUAAAAAAAUUAAAUAUGAUAAAAAAUUUGAAAAAGUGAUUCGAAAUGUAUUUGGUAAAACCAUUGUAGUGAAAGAUUUACAAUUGGGGAACCGAUUAUGUAAAGAAUUCAAAUUACAAGCCAUUACAUUGGAUGGUGAUAGAAUAGAUUCGAAAGGUGUAGUUAGUGGUGGUUAUUUUAAUAUCAAUAGACGUAGUCGAUUGGAUAAUUUAAAAGAAUUACAACGUAGUAGAAAUGUUUAUAAGAAUACGAUGAAAGAACUUGCCCAAAUAAAAGAUGAGAUUUCUCAAAUAGAUGAUGAGAUUGAUAAGAUCAAUGCUGAGAUUAGAGAAGUGAGUGGUAAGAGAGAACGUGUUAUGAUUAAGAAUGAAGAUGGGAGAUUGAAAUUGAACCAAUCCAAGACUCAAUUGUAUAAUUUAGAAGAGACAAUGGUGAAUGUUAAGAAUAAACGAGAACAAAUGGAGAAGAAUGUUUUGUUGAAUGAGGCGAAAUUGAAAGAAUAUGAAUUGGAAAUGAAUAAAGAAUUUGUGAAUGGCAAUGAUGGUGAGUUGGGUGAUGGCGAUGAUGAGUUGCGUGAUAUUAGUUUACAAUUGAAAUCCAAAGAGGAAAAGAUGUUACAACAAAAUGAAUCGUUAAUGGCAUUACAAAUUCAAAUGGAUGAAUUGAAAGCUGAAUUAGAAUCGAAAUUAAUUCGUCAACGAGAUGAAGUGGAAUUGAAAAUCUUACAAUGUGAUAAUGAAGGGAUGGAAGAAGAAUUGAAAAAUUUGCAAUAUCAAGAGAUGGAUGAAACCAAAGCCAUGGAAACAAUUGAAAAUGAUAUCGACAAGAUGUACAAGGAUUUGAAAGAAUUGAAAGAACGCAAGGGUAAAGAGAAUGAAGUGUUGAACAAGGCCAAUUCACAACAGAUGUUAUUAGUGGAGACGUUGGAGAAAUACAAGCAAGAUGUGGAGAAAAUCAUGAUCAAAAGGAGUACGUUGAAUAAACGUAAAGUUGAAGUGGAGACACAAAUUCGAGAAGUUGGGUUAAUCAGUGAAGAUGCUCUGACGAAAUAUACGGAUAUCCAGAGUGAAGAACUUGUGGAACAAUUGAAUGAUUGUAAUGAUCAAAUGAAGGAAUUUAGUAAUGUGAAUAAACGUGCGUUGGAGAAUUUCAAGAAAUUCCAUGGCAAAAGAGAGGAAUUGAUGGGUCGUAGCCAUGAGUUGGAGGAAAGUGAAGAGAGUAUCAAAGAAUUGAUUGAUAAUUUGAAAGAACAAAAAGUGAAUGCUGUGGAAAGAACGUUUAACCAAGUGUCUGAGAAUUUCAGUGAUAUCUUUGAACAGUUGGUUCCACGAGGCACGGGUGAGUUGGUGAUUGGUCGUCAAGGACAAGAAUAUAGUGGGGUUUCGAUCCAAGUGUCGUUCAAUAGCAAGAACGACGAACAAUUGCAAAUCGAACAGUUGAGUGGGGGGCAAAAGACGGUGUGUGCGAUUGCGUUGAUCCUUGCGAUCCAACAGGUGGACCCUGCGCCGUUUUAUCUGUUUGAUGAGAUCGAUGCUGCGUUGGAUAAGGAGUAUCGGAAGAGUGUGAGUCAAGUGAUCAAGCGUCUUUCACAAAACGGGACGCAAUUUAUUCUGACGACGUUCCGAAGCGACAUGAUAGAGAUUGCGGAUAUGAUCUACAUGGUGAAAUACCACAACAAGGUGUCUAGUGUGUACGAGACGAAUAAGACGAUUGCUAUGAAUUUUGUUAAGGGUAAAUAG
Molecule: messenger RNA, 3360 nt
Organism: Henningerozyma blattae CBS 6284
Lineage: Eukaryota; Fungi; Ascomycota; Saccharomycetes; Saccharomycetales; Saccharomycetaceae
Gene: SMC3
Product: cohesin subunit SMC3
Exons: 1
Coding region: 1-3360 (1119 amino acids)
Biological process (GO): mitotic sister chromatid cohesion
Cellular component (GO): chromosome
Molecular function (GO): cohesin loader activity; ATP binding; protein binding
Source: RefSeq, a predicted model, not a curated record